AUGUUGAAAGUAUUGAUCAAUGAAGAUAACCUUGGAGUGUCAAGAGGUGCCAAUUAUAGCGACUUAGUACACAAUAGGGUCAAGGAGAGUGACUGUUGUGACUUGGCUAGCGUGGUCACUGUUCAUCCGACUGUGUGUGUAGUGUGGACAAUGCCCAGACCUGAUUACCAAGUAGAGUGCCAUUGCGGACAAAGCAUUGACGAUCGGAAGAAUGUAGAGGCCGGCUGUUUCUAUCCCCGUCGGCAAAUCCCGAGUGGCAAUCACAUGCCAUGUCCGUGCACGGACUGUGACGCUAUGGACCCGUUGUUCAUGUCCCAUGCUCCCACGGAACAAGACCCUGUGAACUUGGCAAGUGGGGGAAUUAACUCAUCUGCUUGCCGCUAUGAGGCAGUCUUCAAGAAGAUCAACUAA
Messenger RNA from Aspergillus niger, 411 nucleotides. RefSeq lists its product as hypothetical. Bases 1 to 411 code for a protein of 136 amino acids. Lineage: Eukaryota; Fungi; Ascomycota; Eurotiomycetes; Eurotiales; Aspergillaceae. The record is from RefSeq and is a predicted model, not a curated record. The transcript has 2 exons.